Molecule: messenger RNA, 668 nt
Organism: Lactuca saligna
Lineage: Eukaryota; Viridiplantae; Streptophyta; Magnoliopsida; Asterales; Asteraceae
Source: the annotation of a GenBank genome assembly
AUGCUUGAUGACUUUGAAAAGUCUGAAAGGACUGUUAGAAAGGGAAUAAGUGACAACAAGGGAGAAAUACUUUGUUUUGCCUACGCUUCAGGUUCUUGUCAUACUGCUUCGGAUUUGAACCAUCCUUCAUGCUGGAUUGAUGCUCUUUCCAUAAACGCCAUUAUUUCCAUGGAUUUAUUGAUCUUAACAAAUUGUUCUCUGUUACUUUCAUCUUGGACUAGUAAAGAGGUUUCUAAUUCUUUAGCAUACUUUGGGUCACACAAAUUGCGGUUUCACAUGGCUCAUGGUCUUGAACUAUUAGAGCAACGAGUAAGGGGAAGCAAAGACGUGCUUACAAGGCAAAGUAUAAUAUGUUUGCAUACUUUACUUCAUAAAAAUAUGAAAAGGGCAAGAAGGAUAGUUGCUCAACGAGGAGUCAAGAAGAUAUCCGAAGAACCCAAUGGAAGCUCCAUUUUCCAGAGAAUUACUGGCGAGGAAUGAGGAUGCAGUCGUAAAGUUGCUUUUGUGAUUGUGGCACCACAAAUCUACUGUAUCAUUCUAUGAGCAGACCGGGUCUUCUCAAAUCUACAACAAUCCAAUUCUGUAGCAAUUCUUAUAUAUUAGUGUAUGGGUAUGUUUUUUUUUUUCCAGAGCAACAGUUAAGGGUGUGUGUGGGUUAUCUUUUUUAG